This is a messenger RNA of Chroicocephalus ridibundus (black-headed gull), 780 nucleotides long. RefSeq names its product tubulin alpha chain-like. Gene Ontology annotation, biological process: microtubule cytoskeleton organization; mitotic cell cycle. The transcript has a single exon. NCBI's taxonomy places the organism in Eukaryota, Metazoa, Chordata, Aves, Charadriiformes, Laridae. Gene Ontology annotation, cellular component: microtubule; cytoplasm. The record is from RefSeq and is a predicted model, not a curated record. Gene Ontology annotation, molecular function: structural constituent of cytoskeleton; GTP binding. Bases 1 to 780 code for a protein of 259 amino acids.
AUGAAAUCCGCGCCAGGCCCCUUCUCUCUGCGGGGAGGGUCCGUCCUGGCCCCGCUGCCGAGGGCAGAGGUGGGGUGGGGGUCCCCCAGCUCGUCCCCCUUGGCUGGGACGAUCAUCAGCCAGAUCGUGUCCUCCAUCACGGCCUCCCUGCGCUUCGAUGGGGCCCUCAGUGUCAACCUGGCGGAGUCCCAGACCAAGCUGGUGCCAUACCCUCACACCCACGUCCCACUGGCUGCCUACGCCCCCGUCAUCUCGGCCAAGGCGGCUUAUCAUGAGCAGCUGUUGGUGGCCGAGAUCACCAAAGCCUGCUUGGAGCCGGCCAACCAGGUGGUGAAGUGUGACCCGCGGCAUGGCAAGUACAUGGCAUGCUGCCUGCUGUACCGUGGGGACGUGGUGCCCAAGGAUGUCAAGGCCGCCAUCGCCACCAUCAAAAGCAAGCGUAGCAUCCAGUUUGUGGACUGGUGCCCCACCGGUUUCAAGGUGGGCAUCAACUACCAGCCGCCCACGGUGGUGCCCGGGGGGCACCUGGGCAAGGUGCAGCGCGCUGUGUGUGUGCUGAGCAACACCACGGGCAUUGCCGAGGCCUGGGCCCUCCUGGACCACAACUUUGACGUGAUGUAUGCCAAGCGGGUGUUCGUGCACUGGUACGUGGGGGAGGGCAUGGAGGAGGGGGAGCUCUCAGAGGCCCGGGAGGACACGGCUGCCCUGGAGAAGGAUUAUGAGGAGCUGGGGGCGGAUUCAGUGGAAGGGGAGAGAGAGGAGGAAGGGGAGGAAUACUAA